AUGGGCGAUCGCAACCCUCGACUCGAGCCCCCUCAUGGGCCCAUUAUGAUAUCCAUGCAGCGUUCUCUUGAGUCGCCCGUCGCUAUUCGCCCGACACCGUCUCGGUCGAAUACUGCAACGCCUGCUUCACGCUCACCCACCCCGACCCCGUCCGACAACCAUGUCGAGAUCUCCCAUUCGAGGCGCAAUAGGUCCAGAAGCCCGUCCCGUUUGGCAAGAGAUACCAUGACGUCCUCUGUGCGGCGCUCCGAUGACCUGUCCAGGCGCUCGUCUGUUCAGAAGCCCAUCAUCGACCAGGCCACCGCACCUGUGCCGAUGCAGCCGCCCCACGACUCCUCCGACAGCUUGGACUCGGGACCGGACGACAAGCUUGGGAAGAUGAACUUUUUACGGCCCUUGCUGAAGGAUACAUCUAUCUAUACCACCCCCUCUCUGGCCCCGGUGGAGGACAGGACCACUUUGGAGGAGCUAGCUCACCUGGUGCGCCUAUCCAAGUACCAAGAGCGCAAGCGCGCAAACACUCGCAUCCGUCUUCAGAGAAGCUUGAUUUCCACCGCCUUGUCUGCUCGUCUGAUGAGAUGUGGCGAGGCGGCCCACAGAACCUUGGUGGACAGCUUCCGCGGGGACGACAAGAAGGGCUUUGCUGCUCUUUUCAAUGCCGUCAUCGAUGUUCGGAAAAGCUGCGACGAAACCCGCCGCUAUGCAUUAUUGGAGCCAGAGAUGGAGCUUCUGCAGUCCCCUGGCUUGACUUCAUCUGACAGCUUGGACACUCCUACAGGAUCGGUCUCUGGUGCUAAACCUGCCUCUGGAACCUCCAGUCCGUUUUUGAGCGAGCUCUCUGCGUCCGCUAGAGAGACGUUUUUGACUUUCUUGAACCAGAUCAGGACGAACCCCGACUACCUGGCAACGCGCAUCUCAUCGUUGAAUAGUUCGGAGCUCACUGCGCUUACUAGCUUUCACCAAGCCCUGGAGCCCAUCGAAUCCGUCCUCCCGUAUCACGGCAGCCGCACGUCCACCCGUGUUGCCUCGGGUGGCUCAGGUACCCUGUCCGGUUCGGGAUUUGGAGCAUCCAACGGCCUGGGCAAGGAGCGCAGUGCCAUAGAACGACUUCUUUCCUUCCAGCGACACGACCCCAUCUCAGCUCUGAUUUACACCUGUUUUGCUAAUUCCGCAGGACCAGACAGCGCCGAAGACAAACGCCGAACCGAAACAUGGGCCACCACGUGCGCUCGAUUGAUCUCAGGCCAGAAGACGGGGAGUGAACAGACCGUCACUGCCGUGCUCAAUGUUUGGAUCUCUUUGCGUGACUGGGCCGGAAAAUCCAACAUGGAAUGGUACCUUAUGAAAAUCCUCGAGGAUGGAGCCUUUUUGCUCGACCGCGCCGAAGACCAGCACGGAACCCGGUUCAACAUCUCGGAUUGGUCUUCCAAAGACCAGAUUGCGGCCGAGGAAUUCUAUGCCAGAGCUGUCGAGGAGCUUUUCGAGGUUAUUGAUGACGAGGAUACGACCGGCAUUCCGGAGGGGCUGAUCGAGCUCGGCACAGAAAUGCUGAAGCGUCUGGACAAGAAGUAUGUCGAAAGCACCCGCCGCUGGUUGAUUACCAAAUAUCUCUUUACGAACUGGUUGCUCGGGGUCAUUAUUCACCCCGAAGCCUAUGGCAUGAUGGCCGAAUAUCACAUUACUGAAUAUGGCCGGCAAAAGAUCUUGAAAACCGUGGCCAUGCACGCCCAGAAGUUUGUCGUGGACAUGCUGACGAGCAAAACCCCUGUUUCAACACCGCCAAAGAUUAAAAAACAUAUCGAAAACAUUUACCUCCGGUUCAAGGACUCCUCCAAGUUCAAGAAGAAGCCACGCCUUUUGCCUGCCAGGUCCAUCACCUCUCUAAGAGAGACAGCCGAAGUUCACCCCCAUUUGGUUGUUAGUCCAGCUGACCUUACGACAUUGAUCAACGCCCUCUUCCCCGAACGCAGACCGCGGUCAGCGCAUUCCGGUAGCUUGCGCUCAGGGGCACCUUCGGUCUCGGGCUUCUCAGCCAUCUCACAGCCAAUGUCGGUCAGGACGGCGCCAAGCACUAACUUUGACACCAUGUCUGUCAUCAGCACAAGUGCCGAGUCCUUCAUCAGCGAUGCCACGACUUCUCGAGAACCCCUUUUAGAAGAUGGCAGCCCACCGCGCUAUUCGCCCCCGAUUCCAGAUCUAGGCACCCCAAAGCAGCAGCCGCAGAACAGCAACUAUGAAGAAGACGGAUAUCGGCUUCGCUUGGCCAUACAUGAGAUGACCCAAGCCUUGGGCCAAGAUGUUGUGUAUGGCCUCUGCCACCCUUGUGCCGAACGGUGGGCGGUGCUGUUCAUCUCAGGCGACGGAACACAGCUUUCUACCCAAAUGACGUUUGAUCCAGAUGACGACCCGGAGGACGAGAACUCCUCAGAGACUAGCGACACCGAGGGUGAAGACACCGAAGAUGACCGACCAGAACUUGACAAGGACUAUCACCAGCUCCGAGAUUCGAUUCUGAAGCUUGUACAGGAAUAUGAGAUUCCUCAAAAUCUUGAAAAUGACGGUGCCAAGAAGCAAACAUUCAGCAAUCGUGCCUCAUCCACUUUGAAGAAGUACCGGUCCAAGAACCGGGUCAUCACAACAAUGGGCAGCCGAAACCCCUAUCGCCAGCGAGCAGCAAGUAUCGCCAGUAGCGUCGCAGACAGCCCGCCGGAGAACAACAAAGGGAAAGGACUCGAAGACUCAGCUGAUUCCUCGCCGCUCAUUGCCAUGUUGACAGCAGCCUGCUCGCAAUCUCGCGCCCAGUCGGAUUUCGUUUCUGCACACCUUUACUGGAGGACUUUGCAGCAACUCAACGCGCUGGGCUCUGACUCACUUCGUAAAGAUGGAUUUGCCACCUUGUUGAACAUCUUCUCGAGGGGUCCUCGUGAUUCGAUCCGUCGGUCAGCGGCGGCAAUCGAGAUAUAUGACGCCUGGCUUGUAUGGCUCAAGCAGAGCCAGGAGCGCGCAGAAGGUCUCAUUGAGAGUAUGAUGCGCCGCUUGCGUGCUCUCCGGGAUAAGAUGUGGUACGUUACAGACGUGCGCAACUCGGCUCCGUACGAGGACUCGCGGAACGUUGCCGUGGCGUUGAAGACGAUGGGCGUGCCUCGCAGGUGGAACUCCUUCCAGCGCAUCAAGAGUCUAAUGCAACGCGGCCCUGCGUCCAACUACAUCUUCCGCACCGAAUCGCAGAUCCUCGACCUGCUGGCGGCACCAGAGGACCAAGGCGGCCCCAACAAGCUUCGCGAUGAGCAAGCUGAGAAAACAAGCCGCUGGCUGCAGCAGUGUGGGGUGGAGAAUUUCUGCCAGGGCGAGGAGCGUAUACACCGCUUCACCUGCGAAGUUGACAACUGUGUGAGCAAGCUUGUCGGGGAUAGCAUCAUCGAUGGACCCGUUCUGUGGUCUAGCGAGCUCUACGCCCGAGAUCGCCGUACCCACGAGACAAGCAAACCUGGUAGGGAUCGGGAUCGGGACAACAUGUCAGUCUGGGAUGAUUCGGUCAGUGUCAUCAGCGACCCGGAGAACAGGUUCCGAUCCGCCAGCAGGCCUCCUUCCCUUUCUGACAGGGGAUUACGAGCCGUGUCAGGUCAGAACAUGAGCGUCUUAUCCUUUGACACGUCCAGCCGUUUCAGCUUCUCGCGGGCUAGCACUGCCAUGUCUGAGGUUCUAGACGGCCCGGAGUAUUUUGGUGCCUCAUCACCAGUUCACCAGAUUGACCCCAACGCUACCUACUGGUCCCCAUUCCAACACCGUGCCACCUCUCCCAGCGCUGUGUCAAGAGCCCACUCGCCCACUACUAGCGUUACCAACCUGUCCGCUACGUUCCAUCCACCAAACCAUCAGCCGCUCCCUUCCCAUCACUCAGCGGGUCGUCCAGGGACUUCCAUCUCAUCCAAUGAGACAGUGUACCAACAGCGACUCUCUGAAGAAAAGUCCCGCUUCCUCACAGAGUUGAAGCAGACGUUGACCAGUCUCUUGCUUUCCGAUUUGGGUAACCUUGUCUUUGCCCGUGGUUCAGAAACAGACGCGUGGUUUGAAGGCUUGGGGCAGGAGUGUAUUGACAGGCGUGAAGCAAUCCAGCGCCGUGCCCGCAAGGCGCAGGUCAAGGAAAAGAGGAGGUCGGCCAGAUCUGGACUGGAACGCCGGGUGCUUGAGAGGAAGAGAAGUACAGGAGAUCUUAGCGAGAAGGCCUUAUCCGAUACCCAGAGCGUUGGCAGCCAUCACGGAAGUCAUCAUGGCGGUUCUCAUCGUGGGAGCGUACACGGCGGCAGUGUCCACGGCAACGAGAGCUCGGCAACUAACGAGACCAUUCGAUCCCACCGAGAAUCAAAGAAGGAUUCCAUGCCCGAGUUUCCCUUUACCAAGGCCUACAGGCGGCUCCUGAAUAUGUUUUGUGUUCAUCCGAACCCGAUGGUCAAGCUCAACGCGCUCUAUGAGCUUGAACACCUCAUCAUCGCCUCCUUGAAUUCAGGAUCUCGACGUGCACGCCUGGCGUGGGCUCGAUCAGACAUGGGCUCAGCCUCCUCGGCGACCGACGAGCACGGCACCGGAGGCCGUCCCCAGCCAUUAGAAGAGACACUUGACAAUGUCAAAGAGCGUCGCUCCCACACCAUGAUGCAGGCGCCACCGUUUGACAGCGCACCAAGAGGACGAACCCCAGGUGGAGGGGGUAACAUGGAAACGCGAUCAAUCGCCUCGGUCCACCCAGCCAACGAAAAUGCGAUUGCCAACAUCCUCCAGAUGCUCUUCCGUGACGCCAACAUCCGACCCAAGACCCUCUUCCGCGACCUGCAGUUCAUCGCUGCUUUUGUCCCGUCGUCCAUCUUGGACAAGACGGAGCGUGGGAAGGCCUUUUGGGAUGCCAGUAUUGCGGCACUGAACCUCAAGCAAGAUGUCUGCCGGACCAUGGUGGAAGUGGCGGAUGAUAUAGUCAAGAAUUAUACGCAGUCAAGGGGGGGUGGAUUGGGUGCUCCCUCCCGUUCUGGACCAGGCAGUACCGCGUCGGACAACUCUGGGAUUUUGUCUGCCGGCGGGGAGCCACUUUCGCCACCGUCGCCGCCCCCGAGCCCGCUGCCGCUGUCGACGCAUUCGCUUGCUGAUGCGGCGAGGAUGUGGACUAUUACUGCCAAGGAGGGCAUCCCGACUGCGCAGAGAGAGCUUGCCAUCUUUUACCUGUCCAAUCCGGAGUUGGUAGAGAGGACGACGCUGCCGCUUAGCAAGCCUAGAGAGGUGUUCAAGCAGGCGGUUAUUGAGAAGUAUGGUGGCAGGUCUGGGGGUGGUGGCUCGGGGAGGUAUCACCCUGGGAUUGCCCAGGCAAGGAUGCAAGGCAUGGGCGGUGUUGCGGGUGCAAACAAGGAAGAGGCGCCGGGAGCUGGUUCUGGCGGCGGCGGCGGGGUGGGGGAUGUCAGGAGUGAUCCGGCGCUGAUGUGCCUGGCUAUUCACUGGAUGGAGGCGGCCGAGAGGGGAGGGGAUGAGCUGGCGAGGACGUUUAUGGCGCAGAAUGAGAUGGGGUUGAUGGGCUGA
This is a messenger RNA of Podospora anserina S mat+, 5559 nucleotides long. RefSeq lists its product as uncharacterized. The transcript has 2 exons. Lineage: Eukaryota; Fungi; Ascomycota; Sordariomycetes; Sordariales; Podosporaceae. The coding region runs from base 1 to 5559 and encodes 1852 amino acids. The record is from RefSeq and is a predicted model, not a curated record.